AUGUCUGUCGACUUCGAAAACGACGUGAUUCUUCUCACUUGUGCGAGCGGCAAACAAUGCUCGCAGUUAAUCCCUCUCCUCUACAACAAAUGGCAAAAGCUGAGGCUAGCGGUGAACUCUGCGUCAUCGGAAGAGCGCCUGAAGACAACCUACCCCAACGCAACAGUUGUGCGAGCCGACAUGGCCCGUCCAGAUGAUGCGAAGCGGAUAUUGUCAGGGGUUACGGCUGUGCUCUAUAUCGGGCCGUCUCUUCACAGCCAUGAAUCCGAAGUCGGGUACACUAUGAUCGACGCUGCACGUCAAGAAUCCCAGCAGGGGACUCUAAAGCACUUCAUCUAUUCCUCUGUACUGCACCCGCGAAUCCGCAAGUUGAUGAAUCAUGAUUGCAAACGUUACGUGGAAGAAUACCUUGUCGAAUCCGGGCUCAACUACACUAUCGUUCAGCCUAGUCAUAUUUUAGACCAAUUCCCGGUCGAAAAACUGCUUCAAUCGGAAGCACCUGUUUUCCCUGCCAAUUUUGAUCCACAGGUAACCUUCUCGUUCACUGCUCUACAGGAUCUGGCCGAGGCAUUCGCAGUCAUUCUGAAAGAGCGAGAGAAACAUUAUUUGGCAGAGUACACAGCCUGCUCCACUGGACCAACUUCUUACGCCGAGGUGAUCGCGAUGCUGAGCGAGGAAGUCGACAGACCUAUUCAGAUCGUAAAGAAGGACUACUUUGAAUCUGCAGACCAGUUUCAAAGUAUGCUGGCUGGGAAGAAUGGCGAUGUUUCACCUGCUACGCGUGAUGCGAUCCAUCGGUUGUUACUUUAUUACAACUUUUAUGGGAUCAAAGGCAAUGCGAAUGUGCUAAAGUGGUUAAUUGGACGGGAGCCCACAACUGUCAAGGGUUUCCUUCACCAGAAGGUCUUAAGCCUCCGGAAAUAA
Penicillium pulvis is the source of this 924-nucleotide messenger RNA. RefSeq names its product SDR family oxidoreductase. The transcript has a single exon. The record is from RefSeq and is a predicted model, not a curated record. Bases 1 to 924 code for a protein of 307 amino acids. Lineage: Eukaryota; Fungi; Ascomycota; Eurotiomycetes; Eurotiales; Aspergillaceae.